CGGAAAUGAAUUAUUAAAUAAACUAUACAAUGUUAAUUUAAAGUUCAUUGCUCUAUAAGAUUUCAGCUGACAAGGACUCUACCUCUACAUACAACAAAAAAAAUGUACACCAUAUGUUUUGCUGUCACACUGGUAUGUAUUGGUGUAACACACGCAAGUGUCUGCUGCUUUCCAAAGCAGUAUGAAGCUAACCAAGGGUUAAUGAAAGCAACCGUUAAAAAUGGACAACUCUUGAUUUUAUAUGGUAAUUUACACUACUGGUUUGACGGUGUAAGUAGGAGAGAAGUAUUCAUCGAAGACCUUACAGUUGAUGGUUAUAACACCAGGGUCACUGUCCUCAAAGAUUACAAUGUAACGAAUACAAAGUAUGUGAUAUCAGGGAAUCACUGCACACAGAAGUCAUUGACGCCGUUCAAGGAGGGCUGUAUUCCAGAUUGGGCAACAAAACUCACAUCCUCAAGCUAUGGUCUGAAAAACUCCGGCAUGAACUUCAGUGUGUACAACAACAGCGCAAGCACAGUGACGUCAUUCCUUAUCGCCUCCGAGGACUGCUUCCCGAUUUUAGAUAUCUCUGCCAUUCCAACUGGAUCGAGCCCCUACAUGCAGGUCGUGAUGCCGUAUAACUUCACCUUGGGGAUCCUCGACCACACAGUAUUCGACAUUCCGGCGAUCUGUAAGCCUAGCUCUCCUGUCGGAAAAUGAAACACUUGUAACAACUUAAAUACCGUAAUAGUUGAUGAAAAUAUUAUGACAGUGUUUGUGACCGGUAUAAUAAAUUGCUGCUUCUGAGCCCAAACUUUGAAUUAACCAAUGGCAAUUUUGUAUUUUGAGACUUAUCUCCGAGUACAGUUUAUAAUCUUAGAAUCUCGUUUAUCUGACCAUACUGAUGUAAUAUAUAGAGACAAAAUGCUAUGUGUCUGCCUUUAACUUGGUAACUUUUUGAAGACUUCAUAAAUAAAACAUGAACGAUA
Mercenaria mercenaria is the source of this 971-nucleotide messenger RNA. RefSeq lists its product as uncharacterized. Bases 103 to 702 code for a protein of 199 amino acids. Gene Ontology annotation, biological process: cell-matrix adhesion. Gene Ontology annotation, molecular function: calcium ion binding. The record is from RefSeq and is a predicted model, not a curated record. Gene Ontology annotation, cellular component: extracellular region; lysosome. The transcript has 6 exons. Lineage: Eukaryota; Metazoa; Mollusca; Bivalvia; Venerida; Veneridae.